Molecule: messenger RNA, 1478 nt
Organism: Vombatus ursinus (common wombat)
Lineage: Eukaryota; Metazoa; Chordata; Mammalia; Diprotodontia; Vombatidae
Gene: MAP2K1
Product: mitogen-activated protein kinase kinase 1
Exons: 11
Coding region: 103-1284 (393 amino acids)
Biological process (GO): protein phosphorylation
Molecular function (GO): ATP binding; protein kinase activity
Source: RefSeq, a predicted model, not a curated record
CUCGGCCUUGAACUUGGAAGGGCGCAAGGCUGAGGCGGAGCUGCGGCCACUGCAAGAGGGAGCGAGCCUGCGGCUUAGGAAGGGGCUUUCCUCGGGGCCAAAAUGCCCAAGAAGAAGCCGGGGCCCAUUCAGUUGAACCCGACCCCGGAUGGUUCCACGAUUAACGGGACCAGCUCGGCCGAGACUAACCUCGAGGCGCUGCAGAAGAAGCUGGAGGAAUUAGAACUUGAUGAACAGCAACGCAAGCGAUUGGAGGCUUUUCUCACCCAGAAACAGAAAGUGGGUGAGCUGAAGGAUGAUGACUUUGAGAAGAUCAGUGAACUGGGAGCUGGGAAUGGUGGUGUCGUGUUUAAAGUUUCCCACAAACCCUCCGGCCUAAUCAUGGCGAGGAAGCUAAUUCACCUGGAGAUCAAGCCAGCAAUUCGGAACCAGAUUAUACGGGAGCUGCAAGUCCUGCACGAGUGCAACUCUCCAUAUAUUGUAGGGUUUUAUGGGGCCUUUUACAGCGAUGGGGAGAUCAGUAUCUGCAUGGAGCACAUGGAUGGAGGAUCUUUGGACCAGGUUCUUAAGAAGGCUGGAAGAAUUCCUGAGCAGAUAUUGGGGAAAGUUAGCAUUGCUGUAAUAAAGGGUCUUACAUAUCUGAGGGAGAAGCAUAAAAUAAUGCACAGAGAUGUCAAGCCGUCCAACAUCUUGGUGAACUCACGCGGGGAAAUCAAACUUUGUGACUUUGGCGUCAGUGGGCAGCUGAUUGAUUCCAUGGCUAACUCUUUUGUGGGCACAAGGUCCUAUAUGUCGCCAGAAAGACUCCAAGGAACUCACUACUCAGUACAGUCGGACAUCUGGAGCAUGGGGCUUUCUUUGGUGGAGAUGGCAAUUGGACGAUAUCCCAUUCCACCACCAGAUUCCAAGGAGCUAGAACUGAUGUUUGGCUGUCCAAUGGAGGGAGAUGCUCCUGAGACGUCACCAAGGCCAAGAACUCCUGGGAGGCCUUUGAGCUCUUAUGGAAUGGAUAGUCGACCACCUAUGGCUAUUUUUGAGCUGCUGGAUUACAUAGUCAAUGAGCCUCCUCCAAAAUUGCCCAGUGGAGUCUUUAGUUUGGAAUUUCAAGAUUUUGUGAAUAAAUGCCUAAUAAAAAACCCAGCAGAGAGAGCUGAUUUGAAGCAACUUAUGGUUCAUGCUUUUAUCAAGAGGUCUGAUGCCGAGGAAGUUGAUUUUGCAGGCUGGCUCUGCUCCACCAUAGGCCUUAACCAGCCUAGCACACCAACUCAUGCUGCUGGCGUCUAAAGUGUUUCUUUGGGAGGCUGGAGAAAGGCAGCUCCCUUACCCCAUUGUGCAAAAUGAUGCUACCUUAGGUCCUAUUUCUCAUGCUUGUCUCUGUUCAGAUGUGCAUUUUACCCUGUGAAGAAGGAUGAAGAACAUAGCAUGUGCCAAAUUCUGUUUGUUUUGUUUGUUUUUUAAUAAUGAUUACUCUCUUGGAA